GUCACGGUUCGCCAAGCAGUGGUGACGGUGGCGCGUCGCCUUUGGAAGGAGAAGCCGAGGCCGAGGUUUCUUUCUCUCGCCGUGGCCCUCUCCUCUCCGCUGCUGCCGUAGUAUUCGCAGGCGUCACGCGCGGUCGGCGGCCACUUCGUUCAUACCGACGGUACGCGCAGUGGCGGAAGAUUGUCCGCAGAUCCGUUUGUGCAGCGUUUUCGACGAUCCUGCUGCAGAUAUAGUUUUGUCGAUCAGUAUUCGAUCUCAGCGAACUGACGUCGUUGGACCUCUGUGCGUAAGUAAACGAAAAGUGCAUCACCGUUGUUGCACUUGUGCAGACCUCUGCUCCUCGUCGUAUUGUCUGCAGUUAUCGUAACUCCGCGGCUAGACCGUCGCAGGGUCGUAACACUGCCACAGAUGGCUGCCGUACCGCCAGCGACUCGCGUAAAAAAACGAUUUUGGUUGAUAUCGAACCUGAUUUGCACCCGGUGACGAACAUCGCGAUGGCCGCAGCCGUGGCGGCCACCACUCCUCCGACAGCCGACAAUCGGUGCGUCGGUGGCGGCGAACCAUCGGUGGCGGCGACUAUGAGACAACAGACAGUCGUACCGCUGCCGUCAAGCGAUAUCCCGGCAUUGACAUCUUCGGGACGGCGGCGGCGACGGUUAGGCGGAAACGACCGGAAUCCACAGGUGUCUCGGAGUUCGACCAGCAGCUGCUCGUCGUCGCCGGUAUCGUCAUCGGACGACGAUGAGGACGACGACGACGACGGUGGCAUGGAUGGCGUGGAAGCCGAGUUUGGCGGACGCGGCGUAGUCGGCGUACAGCCUCCACCGGUGGCUGCCAAGCGGCUCAAGGACUUACAGCAACAACUGGUCGACCUGGAUGACUUGGAACUGCUAGAUCGUCAUCUGGCCGUCGAAAGUGAGCCCGGAAACUCACUGCGUGAUUCGGUGUCCGACGGCGGAGCCGGUGGUACGACCGGUAUGGUGGCCGAAGAGCUCAGACAGAAGAACAAGGACCUGGUGCUGGCCGCCCGUCUCGGCAAGGCACUGUUGGCCAAAAACGAUGAACUAUCACUGAUGAACGAGCGGCUGGCUGAGGAGUAUGGCGACAAGUUGGAGGAGAUCGAACAGGACCGCCACCGGUUACGUAGACAGUUGGCACAGGCCAGGGCCGAGUGCGAGCAACGGUGUCACGAGCUGCAGGCCGAUCUCAGGGAUCUGCAGGCGGUACUCGACAGCCGGGAACGUCAGCUGCGCGAGGCGGAUAAACAGAAACGAGCAGUGGUCCGAGAGCUCACGGACCAGAAUGGCAGAUUGCAGUCGCACAUCAGAGAGCUUUCUCAAGCAGAAGCAGAGCUUCGGCACAAGUGCCGUCUGCUGGAAGACGCGCAACAGCCACAACAUGGCAGCGGAAAAUGGACAGGAAUCGGAGGAGUUGGAUCGCCCGCGUCCAUGACCAAUGGUGGGUCCACCACCGAUUAUGGGUCGCUAACACCCGACGACUACCGCAGCCUGGACGUAUUGCGUGAUGAGAUCGAUAUGAAAGCUGCGGAGAAACAGCGGCUGCAGAAGAGGAUGGCCGAAUUGCGGUCCGACCGUGAUCGGUUGGCCGAACUUCUCGAACUCAAAGAUCGCCAGUUGGCCGAAUGCCGGGCUGAGGCGAACCAUUACGAGCACAGGUCGGCUAUGUUGGCCAAGCAGUUGGACGACGCGCUCUGUUCGGGUGGUGCAGGGGACUGGAGAGGACGAGGGGGAAAGUGCGCUUCGUGCAACAGCAUCGGUGGCACGACGACGUCCCGGACGAAUGGCUCUGGCGGUACCGAAUCGCAGCCCAUGUCGCUGUUGGCCGAACUGGAACAAGCCGAGGCGGCCAGCACGCAGACGGCCGCUGGUACUGCGCCGCCCAUGGUCGACGUAGACCUGACGGAGCAUCGGCCCAACGACCCCAACGACUUCGGGUCGGACGCCGAACGGUUGGUGACCCGACUGUGCGAUGCGCUCGAGCGCCGGGCCGGCCAAGCGGACGCCGUUUCGCCGGAGUUGUCGGCCAGCACCAGGUACCGGCUGCUCAAGCUGAUGGGCUGCGGCGGCGGUGGAGACGGGAGCACGGCGGCCGGCGUCAAGACCACAGGCCCCGUUGACCUAGCGGAGCUGGUUCGCAACCGAGACGGUCGGGUGGCCGAGCUCACGUGUGAGUUGUCCGUGAGAGACGCGGAGCUACAGGCAGCCCGGGAGGAACGUGAUCUGGCUGUGCGGGACAAAAUGGACGCGAUGCGAAUUCAGUGCGUCCGAUGUGGUGAUGCGGGCAGUGGAGAGGCCGCCGACGCCACUACCGGGUCCGGUACCGACGAAAAGGACACGUCGUUAAUCCCGGAACUGCUGAGAAAAGCGUGGGAACAGCGGGAUGGGGCGGUAAGGAGGAAAAACGCAGUGCAGGUGCAGCUGGCCCGGACCCGGGUGGACGUGUUACAGGCCAACGGUCAACUGAUGGAGGCCAUCGGGCAGAAGGUGGAACUCAGCCAACAGUUGGAACAGUGGCAGAUGGACAUGCAAGCUCUGCUCGAUGAGCAGAUGCGCAGGAAACUGCUUGCACCACCGGUGCAAUCUUCGGCCACUGGUACAGCCGAAUUUGGUGGUGGAAAUCAGCAAAAGUUUUCCAGCACCGGAGGAUUCCCUUCCAUGUCGGCUUCGAGCUUGGGAAGUCUCGGGUCGUCGGGUCUCAUGAACUCGCUGCUGAUGAUUGCCGGCGGCGGAGGCAACGCAAACAGAUGACGUGGCAAACGAUAUUGUUGAUUUAAGAAACGUCGUGGACCGUUCGAUUAUAGACAAUAAUAUAACAUUGUAAUAAUAUAUUGUGAAUAAUUGUGUAGUGGAUCAAGUUCGCGUAUUAGUCAUAUCGCACCCAAUCGACGUUUUAAACGGACAAAUAAGAAAUAGAUUUCAUCAUUAUUAUUUUUAUUUUCGAUCUGGUUUACGUUAAUCGUCGACUUACUUAAAUAUAAUAGACUUGUCGGUGCCCCGUUAAUGCUUUUUAUACAUACUAUACUAAGCAUAGUUUUUUUAUCUUUUAUUUCCCUACAAGUCCACGUCAAAUUUCACACGAAUUUCUAACUGUAAGACAAUAAGAAGUUCUCCAAAAUCGUAAACAUGUGAUAGUCAUUUUCUAAAAUUAUUUUGGCCUCUGUUCGUGUCAUAGACCCUUUCCAGAACAUUUAUGAGUGUAUGUACAUAGUUUAUCUGGCGGUUCGUUUCAGUUUAUUUGUUUAUAUAUAUUCUAGACUGUAGUGUUGAAAAACUAGUACAAAAUAUUUAUAACAAAAGUUACCUCACGUGCGCACACUCAUUGAUAUGAUAUUAUACGUCAUAAUGUAUUUAUAUAUUAAGGUGGAGAAGUUUUAGGAUUUGUUCAAAUUAUUGCUCACACAAGAAACUAUAGAAACUCAUAAACUGAAAUUUAUAGAUUUCCGGAUAUUUUGUUCUUUUAAAAAAAUCAAAAGCUUAAAUUGGUGUUUUUAUAACUAUGUCGUACAAAUGUAUAAUAUUAUACUUAAGUACGUUCAAAAUGUCACGAGACGUGUAAAAUAUAAUAAAUUACAAUCUUAUUAUAAUUAGAUUGUGCACUUUAUAAUUACCCGUAUGUUUUUAUUAUCAAAUACAAAUUUCAACAAAUUUAAAAGUUGUACAAAAAUACAAAAUACUAAUUGGAUAAUUAUUACUUAUAACAAAAUAUUAUUUACUGUUCUUAAAUUUUAUCACGCAAGACAUUUUUUUUUUUGUCAAGUUUACUAUGUAAAUAAUUAUAUAUUUAAACUUUUCGUGUUUUUUACUGCCCGUUUUGAUCCUAUAAGUUUCUUAGCCCAAUAUUAUACUUUUCGUGUAAGUAGGUGUAUCAUUGUACAUAAACGAUAAACUAAUAUAUUGUACUAUUCGCUAAUAUAAAUACUAUAAUACAUUAAGACGUAUACAUACAACUAGAAUCUACUUAUAUAAAUAUUAUAUAUUAUUCAAUUGUUGUAUUAAUUAUAAUCGAUAUUUAAAAUUGUAUCUUAUACUAUACUACCUAUAUAUUAUUGUAAGAACGAUAUAGUAUUAAGAGCACGUUCACCAUUAUAUUUAUAACCAAGUACCUACAUUAUUGUAAAAAGAAAAAAAUAGAAACCAAAUAAUCCACAAAUUAUUCGUGUAUAAAUCUAUGUACCUGUUGUUAUAUAAGUACUUAAAAAAAAUAACAAUAAUAAUUUUUCAUAUCUUAAUAAAAAUGUUUGUAUGAAAAUUA
Molecule: messenger RNA, 4272 nt
Organism: Metopolophium dirhodum (rose-grain aphid)
Lineage: Eukaryota; Metazoa; Arthropoda; Insecta; Hemiptera; Aphididae
Product: bicaudal D-related protein homolog
Exons: 7
Coding region: 495-2768 (757 amino acids)
Source: RefSeq, a predicted model, not a curated record